GGCAGCGCUCCUGUUAGUUGGACUUCCUGGUUCGGUUUGUUUUUCUGCAUUGAUCAUGGCUGCAGAGGGCGACUUUCUGGCGAGAUAUCGUGCGGUGUCAAAUAAACUGAAAAAACGUUUUCUCCGGAAGCCCAAUGUAGCAGAGGCGAGCGAGCAGUUUGGUCAGUUAGCCAAGGAGCUGAAGCAGCAGGACUGCCUUCAGUAUGCUGCCUUCUGUAACCUGGCCAUGGCUCGCUGUGAGCAGACUCUUUUUAAUGCUCCUGGAGAGGCUUUGGCGUUAACCGAUGCUGCCCGCCUCUUUCUCUUGUCUGAGAAGGAGAACAGGGCUCUGCAGGCCCCGGGCUUUGAUGAGAACCUUCAGGCUGCACUUAACUGCUACAGUUUUGCCAUCAAGGUGUACAUUGAGAUGAACCAGCCUGUGAUGGCAGCCAGCCUGUGUCUAGAACUUGGCAACGCACUCAAGGAGAUGAAUAGACCAGGAGAGGCUAUUGUUCAUUACCAGAGGGCUGCAGAGUUGCAGACACAGACGCCAAUUGAAGCUCUGCUGUCAAUGGGAGAAAUGGCCACGUGUAAAAUUCUCACCCGUGACUAUGACGGUGCUUUGUCAGUGUUCACGGAGAUGCAGCUGUUGUGCCAGGAGAGAGGACUGCAGCUACCAGGCACCAGCACCCCUGUUGGGGCAUUUCUGGACAUUGUGGCAAAAUGUGAGAUCUCCAGAGUACUACUGCUGAUGUUGCUUGAGCCUCCACCUCAGAAGUUGUUACCAGAACAUGCCCAGACCCUGGAGAGAUACGCGUGGGAGUCUUUUGACCCUCACAGCCAAGUGACCUUCCUGCCCGAUAAUGUUUUCCUGCUCCUGCAGUCUGUAGUGAUGGCAUGUCAGGAGAAAGACACAGAGUCCCUUAAGUCUCUUCAGACAGAGCUAUGGCCAUUUCUGAGUGCUGAGCAGAAUCACCUUCUCCACCUGGUGGUUCAGGAGCGCAUCACACCGUCUGGCCAAGGCAUCUAGUACAGUCCAGUUUCUACUCGCUUCCUCUGGGAACGAUACUUUAUAUAAUGGAACAUUCCUGUUUCUGACUGGGUCUGUUGUAAGGCCUGAAGAUUUGUUUUCAAAACCUUAAAGUUGUAACUUGCACUCAGAAAUACAAGCAAUACAACAUAACUUUGCCCUUAUUAAACAAAGUUACGCAGAUUUAGAAAUCAGUGAAAAUCCAUUAGAAUUUUCUGGAACUGUGUUGUCCUUCAUCACCCCAAUGUGAAGUUAUUUGUCUGGGUGCCAACUUGAGCCUCAAUUUAAAUUAAUUUUAAAGAAAUCUUACUUGAGUGAAGGCUACAGAACUGAACCCGUUCAUACAUAUUUAUCAUGUAAUAGUGACUGUUUAUGAUUUUGUUGCAUGCACAGCAGUUUCAUAAUGAAAUAUUAAGACUGUGUGAUAUUUGUUUUAUUAAUAAAUGAUAUGGCUUAAAUUCCAAUGUAAUUACAAACAUCUCUUGCAUAGUUAUGAAAUAUGCUGAAAUUAAACACCAUUGUCCUCUA
This is a messenger RNA of Micropterus salmoides (largemouth bass), 1537 nucleotides long. RefSeq lists its product as uncharacterized. Gene Ontology annotation, cellular component: early endosome. Bases 56 to 1009 code for a protein of 317 amino acids. Lineage: Eukaryota; Metazoa; Chordata; Actinopteri; Centrarchiformes; Centrarchidae. The transcript has 12 exons. Gene Ontology annotation, biological process: vesicle cytoskeletal trafficking. The record is from RefSeq and is a predicted model, not a curated record. Gene Ontology annotation, molecular function: protein binding.